GGAAAAGUAAAGGGGGGGUUCCUCUCCAUCGUCGUCCCGACAGAGUGUACGGACUCAGCUCCGGGAACGAGCUGCCUGAGCUUAGCAUUUCCGCCGGAAUUUCCUCUUCCUUCGGCCGUUCCUUCUUCUUCCGCUUCUUUUUCUUCUUGUAUCACUGCAGCGUCAGGUCCUGCUGCUGUUCGAGCAGACUCCGCCGUGAGGAAACAUGGUGAAGGUGCGCAUGAACACCGCCGACGUGGCCGCGGAGGUCAAGUGCCUUCGCCGCCUGAUAGGCAUGCGUUGCUCCAAUGUCUACGAUCUCAAUCCCAAGACGUAUGUUUUCAAGCUCAUGAAUAGCAGUGGAGUCACAGAAUCGGGGGAGAGCGAGAAAGUUUUGUUGUUGAUGGAGAGCGGCAUCCGUUUGCAUACCACUGCAUAUGUCAGGGACAAGAGUAAUACACCUUCUGGGUUUACCCUAAAAUUGAGGAAGCACAUCCGCACCAGACGGCUAGAGGAUGUGCACCAGCUUGGCUAUGAUCGGAUUGUUCUCUUUCAAUUUGGAUUGGGUGCUAAUGCGCACUACGUCAUAUUGGAGCUCUAUGCCCAAGGAAAUAUUAUCCUGGCAGAUUCUGAAUUCAUAGUCAUGACGCUUCUGCGGUCGCAUAGAGAUGAUGAUAAAGGUUUUGCAAUUAUGUCACGGCAUCGAUAUCCUACUGAAUUUUGUCGAGUAUUUGAGCGAACUACCACUGCAAAGUUACAGGAAGCCCUUACAUCCUCUAAGGAGCCUGAGGACACAGAACCUGUCAAUAUUAAUAAAGGUGGAAAAGAUAUCUCUGAAGUAAAAACAGAAAAGCCAGGGGGUCGAAAGGGCAUAAAGUCUUCUGAAUCGACUAAGCAUACUAGUGAGGGUGCUCGCACCAAACAAGCAACACUUAAAUCUGUUCUUGGAGAGGCUCUGGGAUAUGGGCCUGCACUUUCUGAGCAUAUGAUAUUAGAUGCUGGUCUGGUUCCCAGUAUGAAAGUUCCAAAAGAUUGCAAGUUAGAUGAUGCCAUAAUCCAAACAUUGGCUCAAGGUGUUGCUAAAUUUGAGGAUUGGCUACAGGAGAUUAUUUCAGGUGAUAGAAUUCCUGAGGGAUAUAUUUUAUUGCAAAAGCUAAGUUCUGGGAAGGGGUCCCUUUCGGAAGCUGGAAGUCAGAUCUAUGAUGAGUUCUGCCCCAUUUUGCUUAACCAGUUUAAAUCAAGAGAGCAUAUCACAUUUGAAACAUUUGAUUUGUCCCUCGAUGAAUUCUAUAGUAAGAUCGAAAGUCAAAGGGUGGAACAACAACAGAAGGCAAAAGAGGAGACCGCAAAUCAAAAACUGAAUAAGAUUCGUAUGGAUCAGGAAAAUCGCGUUCAUACGCUUAGAAAGGAAGUUGACCACUGUGUGAAAAUGGCAGAAUUGAUUGAGUACAACUUAGAAGAUGUGGAUGCCGCCAUAGUAGCUGUCCGUGUGGCUCUUGCAAAAGGUAUGAAUUGGGACGAUCUUGCACGUAUGGUGAAGGAAGAGAAGAAAGCUGGAAAUCCUGUCGCUGGUCUCAUUGAUAAGCUCCACUUAGAAAGAAAUUGCAUGACAUUGCUGCUAAGCAACAAUCUUGAUGAAAUGGACGAUGAUGAAAAGACUCUCCCAGUUGAUAAGGUGGAAGUUGAUCUGGCACUUUCUGCACAUGGCAAUGCUCGUCGCUGGUAUGAAAUGAAGAAGAAACAGGAAAGCAAAGAGGAGAAGACCAUGACAGCACAUGAAAAAGCAUUUAAAGCUGCAGAGAGAAAGACUCGUCUCCAGCUUUCUCAGGAAAAAAAGGUUGCUACAAUUUCACACAUGCGCAAAGUUCACUGGUUUGAAAAGUUUAAUUGGUUUAUCAGCAGUGAGAAUUAUCUGAUAAUCAGUGGCCGUGAUGCACAACAAAAUGAGAUGAUAGUGAAGCGUUACAUGUCAAAAGGAGACUUGUAUGUCCAUGCAGAGUUGCAUGGAGCAUCUAGCACUGUGAUCAAGAAUCACAGACCUGAUCAGCCAGUGCCGCCUCUUACUUUGAACCAAGCGGGAUGCUUCACAGUUUGCCACAGCCAGGCAUGGGAUUCAAAGAUAGUCACAAGUGCUUGGUGGGUUUAUCCUCACCAAGUCAGUAAAACUGCUCCAACUGGUGAGUAUCUUACAGCUGGGAGUUUUAUGAUUCGUGGGAAGAAAAACUUUCUUCCUCCGCAGCCUCUUGUUAUGGGUUUUGGGUUGUUAUUUCGCUUGGAUGAGAGCUCCUUGGGUUCACACUUAAAUGAAAGGAGAGUAAGAGGGGAGGAGGAGGGUGUGAAUGAUGUUGAAGGAAGUGAGCAUCUGAUAGAGGAACCUGAUACUGACUCGGAGGAGGAAGUAAUGGAGAAAAUGGUCUCAGUUGAAUCUGCAAGUGUUGAGGAUUCGUCAAAAGAUCUGUCUAAACAUGAAUCAGAAAGUACGUCUGCAUCAGAUUAUAAAAGUAGCGAUGGUUGCAACCUAAAUAUUGAAGACAAAAGUACUUCAAAUGGUUUAGAUACUGAGAAAUCAGAUGUUAUUUCUCAUACUGAUACUGCCGUGUUCAGCCCUCAACUUGAGGAUAUACUUGAUAGAGCACUUGGACUUGGAUCUACUGCUAUAUCUUCUAAGAAUUAUAGCCACGAGACUAGUCAGAAAAAUUUGGUGGAGGAAACUGAGCAUGAAGGAGGGAAAUCUUCUGCUAGAGAGAAACCCUAUGUAUCAAAAGCAGAAAGAAGAAAGCUCAAGAAAGGCCAGAAAAGUAAUGAUGCUGACACGGUUGUUGAGGAGGGUGACAACAAGGCAAAAGAAAGUGAUGUGUCUGUCAGUCAAUCUGAGAAGAAUGUUCAACAAGUUAAACAGGGAGCAGCAAAAUUAAGCCGCGGACAAAGGAGUAAACUCAAGAAGAUAAAGGAGAAGUAUGCCGAUCAGGAUGAAGAAGAGAGAAACUCACGCAUGGCUUUGCUGUCCCCUGCUGGGAAGGUGCUAAAAGAUGGUGGAGAGUUGCAGAGGGAGAAUACAGAACCGAGCAAGGAGAAGCAACUUGCUAGUGGUCCAGAAGAUGCCCUGAAAAUAUGUUACAAGUGCAAGAGGGUGGGCCACCUCUCUCGAGAUUGUCGGGAACAUCCAGAGGAGACGUCAAGUGGUCACUCCAACGGUCAAGUUGAGGAUACAGCUCACUUGGGAUCGAAAGAUGCUAUGGAUAGAGUGAAUAUGGAAGAGGAUGAUAUUCACGAAAUAGGCGAGGAGGAGAAAGAGAAACUAAAUGACGUGGACUACUUGACGGGGAAUCCCCUGCCUAGUGAUAUCCUUUUGUAUGCAGUUCCAGUUUGUGGACCCUACAAUGCCCUACAAUCAUAUAAAUACCGCGUGAAGAUUACCCCGGGCACUGCAAAAAAGGGAAAAGCUGCAAAGAUGGCCAUGAAUUUAUUCAGCCAUAUGCCCGAGGCCACGAGCAGGGAGAAGGAACUGAUGAAAGCAUGCACAGAUCCUGAGCUUGUCGCCGCCAUCAUUGGCAACGUGAAGAUCAGCGCUGCAGGUCUUUCGCAGCUGAAGCAGAAGCAGAAGAAGUCGAAGAAGGGUGGGAGAUAGGAUCGUUAGCUUGUGAGAUUCGUGGUCCUUUUAGUAACACUUCACAUCCCACACAGAUUUUCUUACAAUACAAUUAUAGUUUCUUGUUCACAACAUUUGGGUGUAUAGUUGUCUCAUCGAUGACGGCGAUAGAAAGUCCUCUUAAUAGCUAUAUUCUGUGGUGAAAGUUUUGUUGAGCAACCUUGGAAUUUCUGAUGUCGAUUUUACCUUUGCAUCGGGAGUGUUGUAGUAGUAUGGUGAAAUCCUCUUACCAA
Molecule: messenger RNA, 3861 nt
Organism: Punica granatum (pomegranate)
Lineage: Eukaryota; Viridiplantae; Streptophyta; Magnoliopsida; Myrtales; Lythraceae
Source: RefSeq, a predicted model, not a curated record